AUGUCUUCGGCGCAUUUCAAGGGAGCCGUCAAGGCCUCCUUUUGGAGAGGCGGCACUUCUAAAGGUAUCUUCUUCAACUUUUGGGAUCUGCCUAAGUGGUUUCAACAGACGUUGAGAUCUGAUCGAGCCCCGGACGAACUUCAGACCAAAAGUUUAGAGCAAUUCUUUGGUGCUGUUAUGGGGUCUCCGGAUCCAUAUGGCAGGCAACUUAAUGGUAUGGGUGGAGGCAUCUCUUCCUUAAGCAAAGCCAUGGUUGUUUGUCCGCCUACUCAGCCUGGCGCAGAUGUAGAUUACACUUUUUUCCAGAUAGGAAUCAAGGACGGCGUAAUAGAUAUGGCUGGGAAUUGUGGAAACCUUAGUGCUGCGGUGGGCCCUUUUGCCUUGAAUGCCGGGCUUUAUCAAACUCAAGGUCAGGGUUCGGACACAGGCGGUGGGGAUAGGGACAAAGAUCGACAGAUCAUGAUGCGAAUGAGGAACACCAAUACAAGAAAGAUUAUUGAAGCUACUUUCAAAGUAUGCAAAUUCAAUGGUAACUGGCAAUUUCACUAUCCUGGUGACACAAAAAUCGAUGGGGUAUCCAGCACAGCAUCUAAGAUCACGCUAUCAUUUCUGGAUCCGGAAGGCUCCAAGACUGCCAGUGCCUUGCCGACGGGAAAUGCAGUUGAUAUCAUCAGGGUGGACAACCUCUCAGUCCAGGCUUCCUUGGUAGAUGUGAGCAAUCCCGGGAUCUUCAUCAAUGGCUACGAGAUUGGAUGGAAUCCUAAAGCCACUCCAGAUGAAUUGAAUGCAAAUCGCCCUCUUAUGGAUAGCCUGGAAAAAAUUCGCAAGAAAGGCACAGAAAUGAUGGGGCUUGACCCCCAAAUUAACAGUGUGCCAAAAAUUGUCAUGCUUUUCCCACCCACCGAUGAACAGAUGGACAUUGCAUGUCAAGCUCUCUCGAUGGGCCAGGCACAUAAGGCGGUGCCGGUCACUCUUGCGCUUAAUCUCGGGGUGGCUUGCAAAUUGAAAGGAACGCUCCCGUUUCGUCUUUCGAAGCAUCUCUCUCCCUCGAAUACCAUUAUUGGGCACCCAUCAGGCACACUUGAAGUUGGCGCAGCAAUCGGUAAUGGCAAAAUCAGGAGCGCAAAUCUAAUCAGAAGUUCUCGUUGUCUUAUGGACGGGUAUGUCAAUACCCUAGGAAGCGACGAGGAAGCUCUUGAGCAGGAUGCAUAG
Messenger RNA from Exophiala bonariae, 1212 nucleotides. RefSeq lists its product as uncharacterized. The record is from RefSeq and is a predicted model, not a curated record. NCBI's taxonomy places the organism in Eukaryota, Fungi, Ascomycota, Eurotiomycetes, Chaetothyriales, Herpotrichiellaceae. The transcript has a single exon. Bases 1 to 1212 code for a protein of 403 amino acids.